GUACUCUUGAACAUCUCCAUCGAUUGCCCGCUGAGUUGCUGUAACGAUUACCACCAUCACCAGCACACCUUUGUAGAGUUGGACCUCCAAAUUAAAUAUGUCUCGCUUAUUUUUUAUCGGCGGGAACUUCAAGAUGAAUCCCGCCACCCGAGCGGAGAAUGUCAAGCUUGUCGAGACGCUUGCUAGCGCCGACCUCGAUCCCAACGUCGAGAUCGUUAUCGCCCCACCCGCGUUGUACAUUCUGCCAGCGGCUGAGCUUCUCCAGAGCAAAGGAUCUUCUGUAAAGGUCGCUGCUCAAAACUGUUACGUUAAAAGCUCUGGCGCGUUUACAGGCGAGAUUAGUCCUGCACAACUCGCAGACGCAGGGAUCCCAUAUGUCAUUCUCGGACACUCCGAGCGUCGCACCCUCUUCCAUGAAUCUUCCGCAUUCGUCGCACAAAAGACGAAAGCAGCUAUUGAUGCCGGACUUAGCGUUAUCCUUUGCAUCGGAGAAACUCUCAAUGAACGUGAGGCUGGGACGACUAUCACCGUUGUAGAAGAACAGCUCGCCACAGUAACAGCUUUGCUUAAGCCUGAAGAGUGGAGCAAGAUCGUGAUUGCAUACGAACCUGUCUGGGCAAUCGGUACCGGGAAAGUUGCCACACCCGCCCAAGCACAAGAAGUCCACGCUGCGAUUCGCAACUACCUCUCUAAGGCUGUAUCGCCCUCCAUUGCUGAGAGCACGCGCAUUAUCUAUGGUGGAAGCGUCUCGGACAAGUCUGCACCUGAGCUCGGAUCGCAACCUGACAUCGACGGUUUCCUAGUAGGCGGUGCCUCACUCAAACCCGAAUUCAUCACUAUAGUCAAUGUCCAAAGGACGCCUUGAUUCAUUGCCUUUAUGAGACUACAUUCCUGCUGGAUGUGGCGCUCACAAAGUAUAUCAAUACAUAGUCAAGUAACACUUACGGUUUCUCUGAUGAAUUUGCGUGCAC
Fomitiporia mediterranea MF3/22 is the source of this 971-nucleotide messenger RNA. Its product is annotated as triosephosphate isomerase. Bases 98 to 865 code for a protein of 255 amino acids. The transcript is spliced from 5 exons. NCBI's taxonomy places the organism in Eukaryota, Fungi, Basidiomycota, Agaricomycetes, Hymenochaetales, Hymenochaetaceae. The record is from RefSeq and is a predicted model, not a curated record. Gene Ontology annotation, biological process: glycolytic process; glycerol catabolic process; glyceraldehyde-3-phosphate biosynthetic process. Gene Ontology annotation, cellular component: cytosol. Gene Ontology annotation, molecular function: triose-phosphate isomerase activity.